AUGAAUGAUAUUAAUAAAACUAAAGAUAUGCCAACUAACGAGGGAGCUAGCAAGGAUAAGAAUACGAGUGAUAUUGAAAAAACCGAAGAUACAUCAACUAAAGAGGGUAAUCCUGUGAAGGUUUCAAAUCGACAUCUUGAUUUUAGUAACAGUAUUAUUCAUGAAGCCCAAAGUUCAAAGGAAGAAACGAACACAAACUUGUCAACAAGUGUAAAUUUGCAUAAAGAACCAAUGAAUUUGCAUAGAGUGCCUCAUUCCUAUAUUCCUUUGGGAGACCCGAACAAAAACUAUAAUCCGGAGUUUGAAAUUGGAGCAUUGAAAUUUAAGCUGGAGAGCUUUGCUGAGAACGUCGACAGCAAAUUUCAAGCUCUUACAAAAGAAGUGGCUGACAUUAAAGAAAAUAAAGUUUAUUCGAUUAUAAUUCUCGAGAACACUGUCCAUGAAUUAAAGAAAGAGAAAUAUGACCUAAUCAAAGCUAACAACGACUUAAGAGAGAAGAACGAAGUAUUACAUCAAAAAAUUUCGGAUUUUAAUUCGACAGUACAAAGAUUGGAAGAUGAGAAGCAGAGUCUAAUCACAACCCUAAAGCUAGUUCAAAAGGAAACUCAAACUGUUCAGCCGGAUUUGAAUGACAGAAUGCAAAACCUUGAAAACGAAAAUAAGAGCUUAUCAACGGCAUUAACACUCUUGCAACACGAAUUAGAUAAUACUCAACAACAUAAAUGGAAAGUUGUAAAGACGAAGUAUAAUAAACCACCUCCAGAGACCCCAGCAGGAUCAAAUACUAUUGAAACAAAAAAUCAAUAUACAACACUUAGGGUCACUGAUUCUGAACAUGACGAUAUUGCAGCAAGACUGAAAACCCAACAGAUUCUAGAUGAAACUUCGAAUACAACCAAACACAGCAACAUACAGAUGGUUGGAAAAAGCAGUGGUCCAUCAAAUUCUAAUGAGUCAAGUCGUGACUCACAACGUAGUCAACCUAGAAUAGCUAUCCUCGGAGAUUCGAUGAUUAAACAUUUGGACACCAAACGAAUGCAGAAUGGAUUGAAGAAAGGAAAAGUAACGAUUAAGACAUUUCCUGGUGCAGGUAUUAACCAAAUGAAGCAUUAUGCAGUACCAACUCUAAUUACCAAGCCAAAGACACUUAUAUUUCAUGUUGGAACCAACGACUUACAUAACAAAACACCAGAAGAUCUAAUAAAUGCAAUGAAUGAUCUUGGUGAAACAAUCCAUAGACAGAACAACGAUCUGGAACUUAUAUGGUCGGAAAUAAUAACUCGAACUGAUGAUCCAAACUUAGCAGAAAAGGUAAAUGUAGUCAAUGCCGAGCUCGCUAAAUUAUGUACAGAUAAGGGCUGGGGACUUAUUAAACACAACAACAUUAAAGGAAGUCUUCUAAAUAACUCUGGUCUACAUUUAAAUAAACAUGCAUGGAACUACUACAUUAGCUAA
This is a messenger RNA of Paramuricea clavata, 1455 nucleotides long. Lineage: Eukaryota; Metazoa; Cnidaria; Anthozoa; Malacalcyonacea; Plexauridae. The record is from the annotation of a GenBank genome assembly.